AUGAGCACACAGGAAGUUGAAAAACAGGAUGAUGGAUACGAGACUCCGCCUAUCUGUGACCUUUUGACCCUCCUGCUAAAGAACCGUCGACCCACCGGCUCCUAUAAUGAAGUCUGGCACAACAUCUACAUCAGUGACGCUUCAACAGCGAGAGACAAGACACUUCUACGCCAUCUAGGAAUCACUCAUGUCGUCAACGCUGCACACGGACCCGCUCACAUCGACACCGGAGCUGAUUUCUACUCUGACGCAAACAUAGAGUAUCACGGCGUGGAGGCACCAGACAGCAGAGACUUUGACAUCACACCGUUUUUCUACCCCACAGCCAGUUUCAUUCACAAAGCACUGUCACAGCAAAGAGGCGGAAAGGUCUUGGUUCAUUGUGCCAGAGGAGUGAGUCGCUCAGCAACACUAGUUCUUGCAUAUCUAAUGAUAUAUGAAAAACUCACAGUCACAGAAGCCAUAAAUGCGGUUUGUGCACACCGGAACAUUCUACCCAACGCUGGAUUCCUUCAACAGCUCCGUCAGCUGGACUCCAACCUCAACCUGGAGAGAAAAGAUGCGAUCCAUUAGGAAACAUAUAUAAUUAUAUAUGUUUCCAACAGGAAACAUAUAUAAUUUAAAGGAAUAGUUUGCCCAAAAAUGAAAUUUUGAUGAAAAUGUACUCACCUUCAGGCCAUUUAAGAUGUAAAUAAGUUUGUUUGUUUGUUCAUCAGAUUUGGAACAAUUUAUCAUUCCAUCACUUGCUCACCAAUGGAUCCGCUGCAGUGAAUGGGUGCCGUCAGAAUGAGAUUCCAAACAGCUGAUAAAAACAUCACAAGUAAUCCACACCACUCCAGUCCAUCAAUUAACAUCUUGUCAAGCACUAUUCAUUUAAGGAAGUGUAAAUAAAUGACAGAAUUGCCAUUUACAAAAUGAUGCACAAUCAAAUCUGGCUCAGACUUUGAGGAAAAUAAUCCUAAAUCAUGACUGAUUAUAGUUCUCAGCAUU
Labeo rohita (rohu) is the source of this 990-nucleotide messenger RNA. RefSeq names its product dual specificity phosphatase 29-like. Gene Ontology annotation, biological process: negative regulation of MAPK cascade; protein dephosphorylation. Gene Ontology annotation, cellular component: cytoplasm. The coding region runs from base 1 to 573 and encodes 190 amino acids. Lineage: Eukaryota; Metazoa; Chordata; Actinopteri; Cypriniformes; Cyprinidae. The record is from RefSeq and is a predicted model, not a curated record. Gene Ontology annotation, molecular function: protein tyrosine/serine/threonine phosphatase activity; MAP kinase phosphatase activity. The transcript is spliced from 3 exons.